Messenger RNA from Salvia splendens (bonfire salvia), 753 nucleotides. Its product is annotated as expansin-A23. NCBI's taxonomy places the organism in Eukaryota, Viridiplantae, Streptophyta, Magnoliopsida, Lamiales, Lamiaceae. Gene Ontology annotation, cellular component: extracellular region. Gene Ontology annotation, biological process: plant-type cell wall organization. The coding region runs from base 1 to 753 and encodes 250 amino acids. The record is from RefSeq and is a predicted model, not a curated record. The transcript has 2 exons.
AUGGCUUUUGGUGGAACGAUGUUGUGUAGUUUAGUAGCUAUUUCAGUAAUUUUUGGUGUUGCUAAUGCCAAUAGUGGAUGGGAUUCCGCCCGUGCAACCUUCUACGGCCCAUCCGAUGCCAUUGAUGGAAUGGGUGCAGCAUGUGGAUACACGAACGUAAUCGAGCAUGGGUACAGCCAGGAGACGACGGCUCUAAGCACCGCCCUCUUCAACGACGGCGCGGCCUGCGGGGCGUGCUUCCAAAUCAUGUGCGUGAAUGCCCCGCAGGCCUGCAAGAAGGGCACGAUCCGCGUGACCGCCACCAACUUGUGCCCUCCGGACUACACCAAGGACCAUGACAUAUGGUGCAAUCCUCCUCAGAAGCAUUUCGACCUAGCCAGACCGAUGUACCUCAAGAUCGCCGAGUACAAGGCCGGGGUGGUCCCAGUCUUGUACCGCCGCGUCAAGUGCGGGAAAAAGGGCGGGGUCAAGUUUGUGAUGGGCGGGAACAAUUACUGGACAAUCAUCCUCGUGUACAACGUCGGAGGCGUUGGGGAUGUCACGUCUGUGCGGGUCCGAAGCUCUGGCUCAUCCGACUGGGUUCCAAUGAGCCGGAACUGGGGCCAAAACUGGCAGAUCACUCAGAGCCUACUCGGAAAGAGGCUCUCUUUUGAGGUGACCGCUAGUGAUGGCUCAGUCAUUCAAGAGACUGAUGUGGUUCCAUCCAAUUGGCAAUUUGGGAUGAGUUUUGAGGGCAAACAUAAUUUUGAUUAG